Cornus florida is the source of this 483-nucleotide messenger RNA. Its product is annotated as E3 ubiquitin-protein ligase RING1-like. Lineage: Eukaryota; Viridiplantae; Streptophyta; Magnoliopsida; Cornales; Cornaceae. Gene Ontology annotation, cellular component: cytoplasm. The record is from RefSeq and is a predicted model, not a curated record. Gene Ontology annotation, molecular function: ubiquitin protein ligase activity. The transcript has 2 exons. Bases 1 to 483 code for a protein of 160 amino acids. Gene Ontology annotation, biological process: protein ubiquitination.
AUGGACUCAAUGGAAGUCUCUCCCAGUAAUGGGAUUGAAGAGUUCAUUCAGGAGCUGACACAGAAUGAUAGGUUGGGGCCACCUCCUGCACCAGUUUCAGCCAUUAAGGCCUUGGCUACCGUGAUACUCACACCAGUACAUUUGAGCAGUGACUCCUACUGUCCUGUCUACAAGGAUGAGUUUGAGGUCGGUGUGGAAGUGAGAGAGCUGCCUUGCAAACAUUUUUGUCACCCUAAUUGCAUCCUUCGUUGGUUGAACAUCCACAAUACAUGUCCAGUGUGUGGGUACCAGCUAAAAGUUGACGAUGAUUCUGCUCAAAUUGACAAUAUUGCUGAAAAUUUUGGUGGGGAUGAGGUAGCAGAUCAACUUAAUAGGUGGUGGACUCAACUGCAUUCUUUGUGCCCAAUCAGUCUAUUGUCAAAUUGGAGGUCAUGGUACCUCAAUGUCAGAGGCAAUAGAAUAAACUCUUCCUCUGAAGACUGA